UUGUGCAGGAUAAGGACAAAAUACAAGUUGCAACAUGUGGGAGCUCGUGAUAGCCACUUUGGUCCUCGUGAUUGUGCAUUGGCUCAUGAAAAGAAGGGAACACUUCAAUUUUUUUAAGAAUCUCGGCAUACCCGGACCGACGCCGAACAUAAUCUUCGGUAACAUGUGGGAGAUGUACAAAAAGUCACCAGUCAAGGCUUAUCGCGAGUGGAUUGACAAGUACGGUGACGUCGUUGGGUACUUUAAUGGCUACCGUCCCGUCAUCCUCGUGGCGGAUCUCGAAUUGCUCAAGCAGAUUCAAAUCAAGGACUUCCAUGACUUCGUCGACAGAGGCCUCCUGUUCCAAGCGAAGCGUCCUUCAAGCCCGCACAACAAGAGUCUCGUGCAGCUCACCUCGACACGUUGGAAGGAAGUGCGCAGCGUGCUCACCCCUUCCUUCACCACGAACAAGCUCAAGAUGAUGUCUCCGGGAGUCAUCUCGGCUGUCGAGAAGCUGGUCUCCAAGAUAGACCGCAAGGCAGAAACGGGAGAUGAGUUCGAGGUUGGCGAGAUGUACGCCGCCCUUGCGCUGGACGUGAUCUGCAAGAGUGCCAUGGGCAUCGACUACAAUCUGCAGGACCACCCCCGGCACCGUUUCCUGCUCUGCUGUCGAAUGCUGUUCGGAUGCGCCUUCUCCUUCAUAGCUGUACUACUGACCGCGUUUCCGGGAUCCGCAGGGCUACUCAAGUUCAUCAACUCUCGUUGGCUCCGCUACCAGAACAGCGGCGUGCACCCCUUCAUCGAGGUGCAGGAAAAAUGCAAGCGAAUCGUCGGCCAGCGACAGCAGGACACAUCGCUCCGUCAGAAGGACUUGCUGCAGCUGAUGAUCGACGCAAAAGAGUCGCGCGUUGACCUGGGUUCCGUCACGUCCACUCAACUGACCGCUGGUGAAGAGAAUGAGCAGGAGCUCCCGAAUGGAACCACCUCGACAACCGAAAACGCAAGUGGUAACCUGUCUGUCUUUAACAAGGCCGUGCUGGAUGACGACGACAUCACGCAGAACGCAUUCGUGGUGCUGGUGGCAGGGUUCGAGACUACGAGCAACACGAUGGCUCUCGUGACGCACAUGCUCAGUCACCACCCGGAAGUGCAGGAGAGGAUGAGGGAAGAGCUGUUCUCCGUCAUUGCGCCUGAUGAGCCCAUUACGUACAACACCAUCCAGAAACUCACCUACAUGAACUGUGUGAUUCAGGAGACGAUUAGGAUGUACCCGCCAGCCUUCGCGUUCGUGACACGGGAGGCCGCGGUGGACAAAGAAUACGGCAAGAUUCGAAUCCCCGCUGGCACAGCUGUCAUGGCGGCCGUGGAAUACAUCCACAGGGAUCCUCGACACUGGGAAGAGCCAGACAAGUUCGACCCUGACAGGUUCCUGCCCGAGAACAAGUCACGGAUCAACACCAUGGCGAUGCAGGCCUUCGGCAGCGGACCGCGAAAUUGCAUCGGAAUGCGAUUCGCACACAUGGAGCUGCGGUACACGUUCGCGCACAUCUUGCGCAAGUACCGGCUGGAGAAAACCGAAAACAGCGAAAAGGACCCGCCCAACAUUGAGAUGAACCCGAUCAUCCUCAAGAUCAAGAGCGGUGUCAAAGUCAGGGCCGUCCCACUGUGAUAAUUCGGGCGCUGUCUAACGACUACAGCGAAAACCUCCGCACGAUGAACAUCUCUGUGACUUGCCUGCAUAUGGAGUGCAAAAUGCUGACUUUGCACUCGUUUUACACCGGUGCGAGGAUUUCACUUCAAACCGUGGUCAUCAAACACACCGCAAUUACUCCCAUCCGCUAA
Molecule: messenger RNA, 1821 nt
Organism: Rhipicephalus sanguineus (brown dog tick)
Lineage: Eukaryota; Metazoa; Arthropoda; Arachnida; Ixodida; Ixodidae
Product: thromboxane-A synthase
Exons: 14
Coding region: 35-1648 (537 amino acids)
Molecular function (GO): oxidoreductase activity, acting on paired donors, with incorporation or reduction of molecular oxygen; iron ion binding; heme binding
Source: RefSeq, a predicted model, not a curated record